Molecule: messenger RNA, 4446 nt
Organism: Ostrea edulis (European flat oyster)
Lineage: Eukaryota; Metazoa; Mollusca; Bivalvia; Ostreida; Ostreidae
Product: receptor-type tyrosine-protein phosphatase alpha-like
Exons: 27
Coding region: 33-3434 (1133 amino acids)
Biological process (GO): protein dephosphorylation
Molecular function (GO): protein tyrosine phosphatase activity
Source: RefSeq, a predicted model, not a curated record
UUAUACUGGCAGUCAGGAACAUUGAUUCGGUAAUGGACGUUUUCAUGAUUUUCUUCUUUGCAGAGUUAUUUUAUUCAUAUGGAUAUGAGGAUCUAUCAAAGGAUCAGUAUGCAGUACAAUCAACAACUUCAAUUUGUUAUUCACAAUCAAAAUGUGUAGCAGGCAAUGCAGUUGAUGGAAUCUACAGCACGUGCAUGAGGGCAGGAGUCAUUGGUCAACGUGCCCCGGACAAGACAGUGUGGUGGUCUGUGGAUCUUGGCAAUAUAUACAGCAUAUACAACGUCAUGAUACUGUUUAAAGACUAUGGAUCUCAAUAUGUAAAGAGACAACAGGGCCGUUUUGCAGGGUUUUCUCUGUAUUUAUCCGAGGCUGGUGUACGAGACAGCGACUCCCUUUGCUACGUGGACGGACCAGAGUUGCCACCCUUGAAUUUUACAACAACCUGUUUGGGAUACGGACGUUAUGUCACCUUCUAUAACGAACGACUACAUGGAAAACAAUAUCCUACAGGAUACGAGAUAUUCAAUAUUUACACUGAACUGUGUGAAAUUAUUGUCAAAGGUUGUCACAAACCGGGUGUUUAUGGAAGCAGUUGUAACAUCCCAUGUCCAGAGAACUGUCAGGAUAAGAUCUGUAACAUCGUCAAUGGAACUUGUUUUGGAUGCUUGCCUGGAUGGACAGGAGCCUUAUGUGAAAAUAAUUGUCAACAACGGUGGUACGGUCAGGAUUGUAAGAAUCAGUGUCCAGGUUAUUGCAGGGGAAAGGCUACUUGUAAUCACGUGACUGGUAACUGUGAUAAUGGUUGUACUGCAGGAUGGAUGGGCAGCAAAUGUGAUAAGAAAUGCACUGCUGGAUCUUAUGGCUUUGACUGCAUCUAUAAUUGUAGUGGUCACUGUCAGAAUGCCGUCAUAUGUAACAGAGAAACUGGACAUUGUGAUAUGGGUUGUAAACCAGGAUACACAGGAUAUCUUUGUAAUGAGUCGUGUUCCCCUGGACGUUUCGGAGACCGAUGCGAAGAACGCUGUAGUGGACAUUGUUUAAACGACAAAGUUUGUCACCACGUGGAUGGAAUAUGUACAGAUGGCUGUAAGGAUGGAUACAUCGGGAAAUGGUGUAAUAGAUCAUGUGAUCGUGGAUUCUUUGGAAGAAAUUGUUCUGGUGUUUGUGCUGGAAAUUGUAUUGAUAAAUGUCGACACACUGACGGGUUUUGUGACUGUUCUCCUGGAUAUAAGGGCCCUAACUGCAAUAUAACAUGCGUGGGGUCAUAUGGAAUAAACUGUGUUCACAAAUGUAAUGAACAAUGUGUCAACAACACGUGUGAUAAAUUCAAUGGAAGUUGCGUGGUAGAGUGUUUGGGUUCAUUACCUGGCGAAACAUGUGAUAAAGGUAUUGGUUCUGCUUUUCUUUCUGCUGAUGACCUUUCAUCGGACACAUUAGCAGUAGGUGGCGCUGUCGGUGGGUGUUCCGUUGUGAUUGUCCUAGCUGUGUUGGCUGUUUUAUUCUUAAGGUUGAGGAGAAGAAAGUCUACAACAUCCAAAGUGAAAGAGACUAUUAUUCAAAACAAGGACUCCUCUCCGAUGGAAAUGAAAACUAAAGAAUCCUUACCAAAACCAACCAACAAUCAACGGAAUGAAAAUGUGAACAACGUGGAUCCCCCUGCGAAUGAUGUCAUUGAAACUGUAAAGAGAGGUCGUCCAACUAACAAAACCAUCCCAGUGAAGAGCCUACAGGCCAUCAUAGAUAAGAUGUCUUUGGGAGAGCAUGCUGGCUUCAAACAUGAAUAUCACGAAAUCCCAAGAGGCGAACUUCAUCCGUGUGAGGAAGCCAAGAAGCCCGAAAACAAACCGAAAAAUAGAUACACAACAACGUUUCCGUAUGACCACUCUCGAGUUAUUUUGAAAACUUCGUCCACAAACGAUGGAGGUUAUAUCAAUGCCAACUAUAUCGAAGAUGCAGGGGGAAAGCGGGCCUAUAUCGCAACUCAGGGUCCCAAACCAAAGAUAAUAACUGAUUUCUGGAGAAUGGUUUGGCAAGAGGGUGUUUCCGUCAUUGUCUGUUUAACGAAUCUAAAGGAGGGUGCAAAGAACAAAUGUGUCCUAUACUGGCCAGGCAUCAACGAUAAAAUCCAGGAUGGAGACCUCAAUAUUAGAAACGUGGGAGAGAAAGAUUAUGCUAAUUGUACGAUAAGGCAGUUCAAAUUCUACAACGGCAAGGAACAGAGAGACCGUGAGGUAGUGAUGUUUCAUUAUACAAGAUGGCCGGACCAUGGAGUGCCGGAUCCACUCAGUCUCGUUAUCUUCCAUCGUCACGUGAUGACAACAUCCUCAUCAUAUUCCGGAGAAUGCACAGUCGUACACUGCAGCGCAGGCAUUGGUAGAACGGGGACAUAUAUUGCUCUGGAUGCCCUCUAUCGGGAAGGUUGCAGGAAGGGUAGGAUAAACGUACCAAUGUACGUCAGAACCAUGAGGAAGGACAGAAUGAACAUGAUUCAGGGCGAAGACCAGUACAAAACAGUCUAUCUUGCAUUGUUUGAAUCCUUCCGUGGAAAAUCUAGAUCCUUGACAACAGAACAGUUUUUACAAGAAUGUGGAGAAGAAUCGUGUUAUGUGAAUGCUGGAGACGUCACUAAGAAGUCCCCAAGGUGUUCUGAAUUUGAGGAGUUACUCUCACUUCGGAAGGAAUACUUACAGAAGGAGUAUGAGUCUGGACGUGCGAAUAUAUCCGCCAACUACACCAACAGUGUUCUACCAGUGGAGAGAUUUAUGUGCCGUCUGUGCUACUCAAAGGAAAGAAGUACAUAUUACAAUGCUGUUUUACAUCAGACUUUUACUGCUAACGACCUUCUCAUUAGCGCUCAGUAUCCACUGCCUGACUACACAGAGGAUUUUCUGAGACUCGUGAAAGAAUUUGAUGCUCGUGUAGUGGUAUUCAUGUGUCCUUUGAAAGACCUUAAAUCUUCACCCCUUUGGUUUCCAUCAAAAAACAACACCAAAACAGUGGGAAACUUCACAGUGAGACUGACAACCUUAACAACUUCAGAAAAUGUCUCCACAACGAAGAUAAACUUAGACUGCAAGGGAGGGUCUGAGAAGCAAAUAACUGUGUUGGAAUGUAAAGCGUGGAAGGAUGAAGACGCUGCUGUAAACAAGAGACCCUUACUAGACGUGAUCAAGGAAGCAAAAAGUGAAAAGACGAAUCAGGAGGGAAGAAUUCUCAUUUUGUCAAGUGAUGGAGCCACGCGUUGUGGACCAUUCUGUGUUGUCUAUAACGCACUGGAGCAGAUCGCCAUGGACAAAGAAGUGGACAUCUUCACCAUCACACGUCAGCUUCAAGUUCGCAGAACUGAGUUUCUGUCUUCUUUGGAUGAAUACCAACUUUGCCAUGAUGUUGUGGCGGAAUAUUUGCAAAAUGACGGUGUGUACGCAAAUUGUUAACGACGUUCAUCUUAUGGAGUGCGUAAGAAAUGAAUUUCGUAAAAAAGAAAAAAGGUUGGAGGUUGUGUGGUUUUGAUUUUUUUUUCAUACCGUCAGGUACUUUGUGAAAACGUGAUCUCUUCAGCUGUGUAUUUUAAUGAGGAAAAAAAUAACUGGACAUUUUUUUUUAGUAAAAUGGUUAUAAUGUUAUUGUGAUUGAUACAUAGACAAUAGGAGUCUGAGUGUGCUGGACGACAUGCUGCUUAAAAGCAAAAAUAAUCUAGAUAUAGUGAUCCUUCCAUCUUAUGGAAUCCAAAUGUGAAAUUGCUGUAGAUUGACCAUCAAUUCAUAACUGAAAUCAAGUUAACAUAACUUUACACCCAGUCACUGGGGGUUUUAACUACAUGGAUUUGAUUUGCUAACUGAUUUAUUUCUACUCGUCGAAAAUUUAAAUAGCCGUCUAUGUAUGUCGUGUUUGUGCAGUAUAAAUGUUUCAAUAUCAUUUUAACUAAGGUAUUUGUGAUUGCUUAUCUUACAUCCUUUUUAAUGUGCUUUUUGCCUAUUUCAGUUGGUUUUGUUUAUGUUUACAAUGUUUUAUAUCAUUCUAAUGUUUAAGCCCUUCAGAGUAUAUGUAUUUUUGUAUUACAUUUUUACUAUCAUUUAAAUAAUUAUGCACUUUAAAGAAAAUUUAUAUCAUAUUUUUACAAUCAUUCUAAUGUUUAGGCGCUUUAUAAUUAGUAUGUUACUAUAUCUAAAGUUAAAUAAAUGUUGGAUAAUAAUUGUAAUUAACCAAAAGCUGUAUUCUCUCAUCGAAUAGAGUUACAUUUGUCUGAUUGGAUGUUUGGAAAGAUAACAAAGUUAAUAACAGGUUAAUAUAUAAUAAUUUGAUUUGAAUUUUUUUUAUGAUUAUAGGUUUUUUCAAAAAGUAUGCAAUGAAUUAAAUUAAUCUAAUUAUACAUUAGUAGUUAUUAAUUCAUCUAAAGGUCUUUUUUUUCUGUACAUGUACUUAAUAAAAAAUGACUUUAAAAAUCAC